This is a messenger RNA of Polypterus senegalus (gray bichir), 1017 nucleotides long. Its product is annotated as ribonuclease inhibitor-like. The transcript has 6 exons. The record is from RefSeq and is a predicted model, not a curated record. NCBI's taxonomy places the organism in Eukaryota, Metazoa, Chordata, Cladistia, Polypteriformes, Polypteridae. Gene Ontology annotation, molecular function: protein binding. Bases 216 to 839 code for a protein of 207 amino acids.
GAGGGGCUGAGGAGUGAAAACUGCAAAUUAGAGAAACUGAGCCUGUCUCAUUGUGGCCUUGCCUCCAGAUGUGGCUCAGCUCUCUCAUCGGUUCUUUCUUCUCCACACUCACGACUGACUGAACUGAAGCUGAAUAACAACAAUGUGAUGGAUUUAGGAGUGGACCAGCUUUGUAGGGGCUGAGGAGUGAAAACUGCAAAUUAGAGAAACUGAGGAUGUCUGGUUGUCAUCUCACCUAUGGAUGUUGCUCAGCUCUCUCCUCAGCUAUUUCUUCUCCUCAUUCACAAAUGACUGAACUGGACCUGAGUGACAACAACAAAAUGGAGGAUUCAGGAGUGGCUCAGCUGUGUCAAGGAUUGAUUAGGGAAAACUGCAAAUUACAGAAACUGAGCCUGUCUGAAUGUGGUCUCACCUCCAAAUGUGGCUUACCUCUGUACCUUGUUCUUUCUUCUCCACACUCACAACUGACUGAACUGGACCUGAGCAACAACAAUAUGGAGGAUAAAGAAGUGUAUCUGCUGUUUGAGGGGCUGAAAAGUGAAAACUGCCUAGUAGAGAAACUGAGCCUGGCUUAUUGUAGCCUCAACUCAGACUGUUGGUCAAUUCUCUCCUUAGUGCUCUCUUCUCCACACUCACAACUUACUGAACUGGACCUGAAUGACAAUAUGCUGGGAUUUAGGGGAAUUUCUGCGCUGUAUGAGGGGCUGAGGAGCCCAAACUGUAAAUUAGAAACACUGAGGCUAUCUGAUAAUGUGAUCAGUGAGAGUGAGAAAAACAACCUGAGGUCACUACAGGAGGAGCUGAACAGUUCUGGACGGCAGGUGGAUAUCGAGAUAUGAAAAGACUUGACCUGGUGAUCAACUGACCCCAGUGAUGAUACCACUGUCCACUCCACAUAUCAUAAAUUCUCUCUGUCUUCUUUUAGCCUGUGUACUUCUUCUUUAAACUCAUUUGUGUGUGUCUCCUGUGUUACUUAACUGGUGACAAAACUCCACAAGUUCACACCAUAGACUCUCA